Molecule: messenger RNA, 4998 nt
Organism: Balaenoptera musculus (blue whale)
Lineage: Eukaryota; Metazoa; Chordata; Mammalia; Artiodactyla; Balaenopteridae
Gene: MCM2
Product: minichromosome maintenance complex component 2
Exons: 17
Coding region: 1560-4271 (903 amino acids)
Biological process (GO): mitotic DNA replication initiation; double-strand break repair via break-induced replication; DNA replication
Cellular component (GO): nucleus; MCM complex
Molecular function (GO): single-stranded DNA binding; 3'-5' DNA helicase activity; single-stranded DNA helicase activity
Source: RefSeq, a predicted model, not a curated record
UGUCCGCGACCUGCGCGCCCCCUCCACCCCUCGCCCGCGACCUUUCUCCCGCCGGCGGCAGCCGGGCGUCCGGGGAGGAGCCUCCGCCGCCGGCCUGAAGACCUCUGGUCCCGGGGGACAAGCCCCGCCCGGACCGGCGCGUCCCCCGCGCACCUGCCCUCGCGGCCGUGGCCGGCGCAGUGCUGCGCACCCUCCGUCUCACGGCAGCUCUUCAGAACAGCUGUAAUUAGUCCAUUUCAGGAGAACCUGAGGCUGAGACGUUAAGUGCUUGACCGAAGCGACAGGACCAGGAAAUGACAAAGCCCAGAACUGGGGUUUGAUCCGCCUCCUCUCACCUCUAACUACAGGCAGCCUCCUCCGGGAAGCCUUCCCGGAUUGACCUCCUGCGUCUCUGCUGUGUUCACUUCUCUUUCCCCUCCCCCGGGUUCCGCCAUGUCAGGCCCCUCCUGCUUCUGCGUCCUUAUCCCUCCCAACAUAUCCCUCCCACCCGCUCCUCACUGGGUGCUCAAGCCACACUGGUCUCUGUUUCUGUUUCUUGGCUAUACCAAGCUUGUUCCUGCCUGUGGGUCUGCACCUGUCGUCCCCACCCGCCCCCCGGCCUGGCUCCUGUCACAUGACCCCCCUCCUGCUUGACACCCUAGCCAAAGUAGCUGUCCAGUCUCUGUCACACAAAGCCCCUUUAUUUCAUUCCCAGCGUUACCAAAACUGGGUUCGUCUGUUGGUGGACGUCGAGCGGAAAGACACAACCAAGGCAAAGAGCAGGAGAAGGAAGAACUGAUCACUUGCAAUUUGGAACCAACAGUAACUGCUUCCAACCUGCCUCCAUCUACGUCCACCCCUGGCAGCCUGAGGGAUUCUCCUAAAACCCACGUAGCUCUCCACUGCCCUCAGGCCAGCUCAGUAGAAAGACUUGGUGAUCUUUUGUGCCCUGGGCUCUCCAGCCUCAAUUCUUGUCCCUUCCUGAACAUCACAAGCGGUUUAACUGGAACUAGGAAAGUGCUUGCAGAUGCCCACCGUGCCCUGCUCUCCACAUCUCUGCGCACGAGGCUCUUGCUACCUGGAACACCCCCUGCGUCUCGGCUCCCUCGGGAGGGUAACCCCCACUAGAACGUCACAGCUGGCCUCCUACCAUCCCCCGCCUUUCGGCGCUUGAAGGAUGCAGCCUGAGCUUUUGGAGGAGUUGACAUCACACAGUAAGAAGACAUCAGAAAACAAGGCUCUGAGCCUCAGUUGCCUUGUCUGUAAACCGGCCACAGAGUGACCGCGGUCACGCAGCUGGCAGGUGGGGCAGGUCCUCACCGCCCCCAGCCGGCCCCAACACCAGCUCCUGAACCUCGACCGGCCCCGCAGCACAGAGCGCAGGCUGGGCGGGGUCUCGGGCGGCGUGGGCGGGGCCGCACCCUCGGGCCCGCCCCCGAGCGCCGGCGUGACGAAAAUGGGCGCCGACGUCAUGACGUAGUGCUCCCUCAGACGCUUCCCGGGCACGGGCGGUCACGUGGGCCGCUUUUCGCGCGAAAACUGGCUGUUGCUGGCGGAGCGGAGACUAGCACCGAGUAGCGAUGGCGGAAUCAUCCGAGUCCUUCACGGUGGCGUCCAGCCCGGCCCCGAGGCGGAGAAGUAACGAUCCUCUCACCUCCAGCCCUGGGCGGAGCUCCCGGCGCACGGAUGCCCUGACCUCCAGCCCCGGCCGCGACCUUCCUCCCUUUGAGGAUGAGUCGGAGGGGCUGCUCGGCACAGAGGGGCCCCUGGAGGAGGAGGAGGAGGAUGGAGAGGAGCUCUUCGGAGAUGGCAUGGAGAGGGACUACCGCCCCAUCCCGGAGAUAGAUGUCUACGAGCCCGAGGGGCUGGCCCCGGACGACGAGGAUGUGGAGGAGCUGACCGCCAGCCAGAGGGCGGCGGCCGAGCGGGUCAUGCGGCAGCGAGAGCGGGAGGCCGGCCGGGGCCUGGGCCGCAUGCGCCGCGGGCUCCUGUACGACAGCGACGAGGAGGAGGAGGAUCGCCCCAGCCGGAAGCGGCGGCAGGUGGAGCGGGCCACGGAGGACGGUGAGGAGGACGAGGAGAUGAUUGAGAGCAUCGAGAACCUGGAGGACCUGAAGGGCCACUCGGUGCGCGAGUGGGUGAGCAUGGCCGGCCCGCGGCUGGAGAUCCACCACCGCUUUAAGAACUUCCUGCGCACCCACGUGGAUGGCCGCGGCCACAACGUCUUCAAGGAGCGCAUCAGCGACAUGUGCAAAGAGAACCGCGAGAGCCUGGUGGUGAACUACGAGGACCUGGCCGCCAGGGAGCACGUCCUGGCCUACUUCCUGCCCGAGGCGCCGGCGGAGCUGCUGCAGAUCUUCGGCGAGGCUGCCCUGGAGGUGGUGCUGGCCAUGUACCCCAAGUACGACCGUAUUGCCAGCCGCGUCCACGUGCGCAUCUCCCACCUGCCCCUGGUGGAGGAGCUGCGCUCGCUCAGGCAGCUGCACCUGAACCAGCUGAUACGCACCAGCGGCGUGGUGACCAGCUGCACGGGCGUCCUGCCGCAGCUCAGCAUGGUCAAGUACAACUGCAACAAGUGUGGCUUUGUGCUGGGGCCUUUCUGCCAGUCCCAGAACCAGGAGGUGAAGCCGGGCUCCUGCCCUGAGUGCCAGUCAGCCGGCCCCUUCGAGGUCAACAUGGAGGAGACUAUCUACCAGAACUACCAGCGCAUCCGAAUUCAGGAGAGUCCUGGCAAAGUGGCGGCCGGCCGGUUGCCGCGCUCCAAGGACGCCAUCCUCCUCGCGGACCUGGUGGACAGCUGCAAGCCGGGAGACGAGAUAGAGCUGACCGGCAUCUACCACAACAACUACGAUGGGGCCCUCAACACCGCCAACGGCUUUCCCGUCUUCGCCACUGUCAUCCUGGCCAACCACGUGGCCAAGAAGGACAACAAGGUGGCCGUGGGCGAGCUGACUGACGAGGACGUGAAGAUGAUCACCAGCCUCUCCAAGGACCAGCAGAUUGGGGAGAAGAUCUUCGCCAGCAUUGCUCCUUCCAUCUACGGGCACGAAGACAUCAAGCGAGGCCUGGCGCUGGCUCUGUUUGGAGGGGAGCCCAAAAACCCCGGCGGCAAGCACAAGGUGCGAGGUGACAUCAACGUGCUCCUGUGUGGAGAUCCCGGCACGGCCAAGUCUCAGUUCCUCAAGUACAUCGAGAAGGUGUCCAGCAGAGCCAUCUUCACCACCGGCCAGGGGGCCUCGGCCGUGGGCCUCACGGCGUACGUCCAGCGGCACCCCGUCAGCAGGGAGUGGACCUUGGAGGCUGGGGCCCUGGUCCUGGCGGACCGAGGAGUGUGUCUCAUUGAUGAAUUCGACAAGAUGAACGACCAGGACAGGACCAGCAUCCAUGAGGCCAUGGAGCAGCAGAGCAUCUCCAUCUCCAAGGCCGGCAUCGUCACCUCCCUGCAGGCCCGCUGCACCGUCAUUGCUGCCGCCAACCCCCUAGGUGGCCGCUAUGACCCCUCGCUCACCUUUUCGGAAAACGUGGACCUCACGGAGCCCAUCAUUUCCCGCUUCGACGUGCUGUGUGUGGUGAGGGACACAGUGGACCCAGUCCAGGAUGAGAUGCUGGCCCGUUUUGUGGUCGGCAGCCACAUCAGACACCACCCCAGCAACAAGGAGGAUGGGGGCUCGGGGGGCGCCCCGGAGCCCCCCAUGCCCAACACGUAUGGCGUGGAGCCCCUGCCGCAGGAGGUCCUGAAGAAGUACAUCAUCUACGCCAAGGAGAAGGUCCACCCGAAGCUCAACCAGAUGGACCAGGACAAGGUGGCCAAGAUGUACAGUGACCUGAGGAAGGAAUCCAUGGCCACGGGCAGCAUCCCCAUCACGGUGCGUCACAUCGAGUCCAUGAUCCGCAUGGCUGAGGCCCACGCGCGCAUCCACCUGCGCGACUACGUGAUGGAGGAUGACGUCAACAUGGCCAUCCGCGUGAUGCUCGAGAGCUUCGUGGACACGCAGAAGUUCAGCGUCAUGCGCAGCAUGCGGAAGACUUUUGCCCGCUACCUGUCGUUCCGCCGUGACAACAACGAGCUGCUGCUCUUCAUCCUGAAGCAGCUGGUGGCCGAGCAGGUGACGUAUCAGCGCAACCGCUUCGGGGCCCAGCAGGACACGAUCGAGGUGCCCGAGAAGGACUUGGUGGACAAGGCUCGUCAGAUCAACAUCCACAACCUGUCUGCCUUUUAUGACAGUGAGCUCUUCAGGAUGAACAAGUUCACCCACGACCUGAAGCGCAAGGUGAUCCUUCAGCAGUUCUGAGCCCCCGCAGCAGCUCUGUGGUCCUGGUGGAAGGUCAGACCUGGUCCUGACUUCCCUCUGCUGCAGGGACCCAAAACCAAACCGCGCGGGGCUCCGAGUUGUGGGGCCGGGCUCGCAGCGGUGCCAUGUGGCUCCACCCCGUGUCCGGGGUGUUUAUUUCCUUGACUCGCUUCCUCUGCUCUCAUCUCGGGGCACUUGACCUCCCAGAGCCGCGUUUUCAGCCCUCUGACAGCCGCCCACCGCUUGGCAGGAGGUUCGCCUGACCUCCUUCUGGGGAUGGAAGUCGAUUGUGUUUGGGACCCCUGGGGGCUGCUCUAGGGGACUGAGCACGUAAGGGUGUUACCAGAACUGUUGGCCUCUUGGCGUGAGUUCCAUGUCCUGCUGCUUUUGCUGCCUGUGGUUGAAGAGCAAGUUGUCAGUAUUGGCAGUGUUUUUCUGAAUUGUGUCCUGCAGCCUUCUCUAGGCUCCCGUGAGUAGAGGCAGCGUGUGGGUCCUGCGCAGGUGGGACCCUAACCUGUCGGCACAGCCAUGCGUCCUCUGACGGCCCUGCGGCCUUGGCCUCCGCCAGUGGGAGAAGUGGGUUCGGGGUCAGAUGGUGAGGGUCGUUGGAGCCGGGCCACCCCCUCACCAUUGCUGUGUGAUCUGUUCUCCUACCUGGCCCUUUCCUCAUUCUCUCAUUUGUACUCUGAGUUCUUGUUUCUGUCGUUUUAGUUUUUAAUAAAAUGGA